Molecule: messenger RNA, 870 nt
Organism: Drosophila kikkawai
Lineage: Eukaryota; Metazoa; Arthropoda; Insecta; Diptera; Drosophilidae
Gene: Bbd
Product: Bombardier
Source: RefSeq, a predicted model, not a curated record
GAUCCGAUCUUGCCUGCACUCGUAUAAAUAGCUGACACUUGACUUGGCCCUCGUAUAGUCAAUGCGAAAUGGGCUCGAGCACUGGAACUUGGAUCUUACUGGGCCUGGUGGCCGGCAUUGCGUCUCUAGCUAGCGCUGCAAAUAUUCAACGAAGCGACGGCCAGUCGAUUUAUCAAAACAAUGGACACACUUUUCUAACCAGUGGAGCUGGACAAAUCAUCCGUGGACCCGAUGGCAAAACCGUCCUGAUAGGAUCCGAUGGCAGCCAGAUUGUGGCAAACGAUUCCGACGAAGAUGACUCUCUGGAUUUAGAUGAUGGAAGUCACAACCACAACAGCAACAACAUAAUCAUCAAUGGAGAGAGAUCCACAAUUAUUCAGAAUGAUGGAAACAGCAUUUUGUACGGUAGCGCAAAUGAGGGAAGUCAAAUGAGCCUCAAUGGACGCACUGUGCGGGUCAUAAAUGGAGGUCUUGAGCUGAAUGAAAAUGGACAGGUCUACACCUUCCGACCCAAGGCACGGAGCGAGAACCAAAAGGAAACCGUGAAUAUCAACGGUAAGCCAGCUCAAGUGGAUUACUCUAAUGGUGAUAUAGUCAUCGAGUUGGCCGAUCACACGGUGGUCGCCAAAGUAGGAGAUCGUACCUUCCUGGGCGAUCGGAACUCCUUCGAUAAUCGCGACAAGAUAGAGGCAGAGUCCCAGAAAGAAGCCCGCCGCAUCCAGGAAGAGAUUCACGCAAAUAUUAAGAAAUCAAUGGAUGAACUCCACGCCCACCUCCAGAGCACUCUGGGCAACAUGUUUCACUAAUGGGAAAAUGUAACCAAGUGUACGAUAGUCGCGUCGCUCGAAUAAAGCGAAUUUUAAGCAUUUA